Molecule: messenger RNA, 3650 nt
Organism: Pyrgilauda ruficollis (rufous-necked snowfinch)
Lineage: Eukaryota; Metazoa; Chordata; Aves; Passeriformes; Passeridae
Gene: TYW3
Product: tRNA-yW synthesizing protein 3 homolog
Exons: 6
Coding region: 1-750 (249 amino acids)
Biological process (GO): tRNA methylation
Cellular component (GO): cytoplasm
Molecular function (GO): tRNA methyltransferase activity
Source: RefSeq, a predicted model, not a curated record
AUGGCGGCGUUCGCGCGGCGCAAGGCGCAGCGGCUCGCGCAGUCCGACCCCAGCCGGAAGCGCGCGCUGGACGCGCGGGCCGCGGAGCUCGUGCGGCUCCUGAACGCGCGCGAGCGCUUCUGCACCACGAGCUCGUGCGACGGCAGGGUGAUCGUGACGGACACAGAUGGCACGGGGAUCCAGAAGAAGAACUGCACGUGGCUCCUGGUAACGCAUGACCCAUGUGCCAAAGGCGAUCUGAUGACGGCACUCAAGAAAGCCACUGGUGAUGUUGUGUUCAAGUUUGAACCGUUUGUUCUUCACGUGCUGUGUCGGGAGCUGCAGGAUGCACAGCUGCUGCAUUCGGUGGCUAUUGACUCUGGAUUCAGGAACUCUGGUAUUACAGUUGGCAGAGGAGGAAAAAUUACAAUGGCUGUGCGGAGCACUCACUGCUUAGAAGUUCCAUUGAGCCACAAAGGGAGAUUGAUGGUCUCUGAAGAAUAUAUUGAAUUUCUGGUACAUGUAGCCAAUCAGAAAAUGGAAGAGAACAUAAGGAGGAUUGACAGAUUCCACAAAGGCUUGGAGCUGGCUCUGGAAGCUGCUGUCCCUGCAGAAACCUUGUUUCCCAAGGGGCCAGAGAAGAGCCACUCUGUGUAUGUGCACAGAAGAAAGAGACGGACUGCUCGGGAGCAGGCUGAUCCCAGCAGAGAGCUGGAGCCCCAGGAUGAUACUGAAAGCAGCCUUGGUCUGUUUGCUGAAAUCAUGAUAUAGACUAAGACAUUUGAAAGCAAAUGGUGAACUGAAAAAGUUAUUUUAAUGCUCUUUUUAAGAUAUUUAUAUACUCCUGUGCUCCAAGUAGUAAUACUCUCAUGGACAUUGACCAGAAAAAAGGUAAUUAACAGAAUAGUGAGCAGGUGUAGCUACAGGACACAGAGAACAAAAGCCGUAGAAUGUUUUGUGAGUUUUUAAAGUGUACUGUUGAAUUCACAAAGUGGUACUCCAUCAGUUGUCCCAGAAACAACUGGUUUGCUGCAGAUUUUCACUGUGUUCUCUGUGGCAGCACUUCACUUCCAACUUGUUGGGUUUUGCAGAGCCAGCCAGCUCUGCAGUUUUCUCCUUCAGGAAGGGGAAGACAGGCAAUGAAGACUGAAGACCAUCCACUUGUGAGACAGCCAGUACAUGUGGUGGAAAUUCCACAGAAACCUUCCAAAGCAGCGCUGUGUGCACCGGUCUGAGACCUCAUGUGCGUUUGGACGGACUGGUUAAAGUAUGACUCAACCCAGGGGCAUAGUUUCUAACAGUGCUGAGCUGCUGGCCAGGAGCUGUGUGAACAAAACUGGAGUCCCACAGCCCAUGGGGCAGCAGGCAGGUGGUGGGAGCAGCCCACAGUGGGGCAAAAAACAGCAGCUCCUCAGGUGUGGGGAUGUGGCUUCUGCCACAGGUGUUACUGCAGCAUUGUUGGGAUGCGGGCUUGUGUCAGACCUUUGCAGUCACCAUUUUCCACAGACCUUCCUCUCCUCUCUGAGGGUCAGCUGCCUGUCUGGGCUGAGCUCAAACCCCAGGGCUUCCAUCAACAAAAAGCAACAUCUGCCUCCAUGCAGAGGGUCCUCCCCAGCCUGCUGCCUUUGCAAAGCCCUGGGAACCCCUGUUGCCAUUCCCACUGCUGGGAGUCCCACUAUUCCUGCAGAUCCCUCUUCACCACCUGGGGGGCAUGCCUUGCACACUGAGGAGGUAGUUGUUGCUUGUGGAUUUCAGGGAGUUUGUUCAGAAUAGUCUGAACCCUCCUCUGCAUGUGACAUUUCUUAAAAUGUCUGGCACUGGUCCUUUGGACACGGCUCAAGGGACUGACAACACCAGCACCAAGCACAAGCAGUGCCCACAGGCCCUGUAACAGCCCAAACCCUCACCCUGUGUAACAGCACUACAGUAUUUACAUUCUGAGAAAUACAGUUUGUCAGAAACUAUUACCGCAUUCCUCUGAAAAAUGAUAAAAAAUUCAGGAAGACUUUCUGGCAUCUUGACACAAAAAUGUUACCCUAAGUGCAUUUAUUUCCAUCGUCGCCAAUGAUUGAAGAAUGUUGGGGAUCUCGUACUAAAACUAAACAAGACCCUACAACAAGAAAAUAAACAGAGAAGGAUCAGGGAAACGUUACUUCAGUAUGUAGAACAAUUUUUGCAACUUUUUUCUGGUUUUUUUUUUUUUUUGGUACACCAUCCAAGGUUGCAGAGGGUGAUACUGAGGAGGUUUCACCACCCUGACACUGUUCUGGGACCAGCAACACUUUCCUUCAUGCACCACUGCCCUUAGACCUUGUCCCGUGCUCACCCAAGUUCUACCAGCUCAUUUUGAGGUUAAUUUUAUCAGGCUGUGUUUUAUUUCCAGCUGCUGUAUGCGAUUGUGCUGGGCUGUCAGUGUGCAGGGCACAGGCAGCAACUGGGAAGAGCAUCCAGAGGCAGCUGGAGGCAGCACCCUUGAAAGGGGGAUUCUGGGGGUUGUGGCUGCAGGAAAAUUCACCCACAAGCAACAGGACUCCUAAAACUAUCAAAUCUUCAUAAUUUGUAAGUGUGCUUAGCCACUUAAUUAAUCUAAAACGUAUUUUUAUACUUGCUCUCACUGUGUUAAAUUUCUUAAAAUUACAAUUUCACGCCCUGUGCACUCAGUUAUUUCAGGGGAGGCAAAUGGGUUCCUUCAUUCCAGGAGCUGAUUGUCAUUUCUCACCCCAUAGCAUUUCACAUCCACACCAGGAAACUACUCAAAUCAGCGCCGCAGCAUUCCCUGUGGCUGUGCCGCAGCUUCCGAGCCGGUUGUGCUCCCCAGCACAUCCAUGCACUUGGGCACAAAGUCACUUGACCCAGUCGCUGGGGUAAUUCUGUGCAUGUAAAUCACAGAUGUCAGAGCACAAGUGUUCGCUUGAAACAACUUCCUCUGAAAUUCAGAUACUUAAAAUGGUUUACAAGAGCAUGGCAGUAACAGCUGCAGAACGCAGUGAAAUCAGUGUUUUCACAUGGGUUAAAUGUCUCCAGACCAGGGUGGCUUUGCAUCUCUCAGCUUCCACUCCUGCAGGGCUUCACUUGAAUUUAACCAAGUCUCAAUUUAAUCAGUCUCAAGUUUUUUUUUAAUUUAUCAUAUUAAAUGUAUCAUGCACUGGAGGCUUAGCAGCUCUUCAGUAGUUUUGGUUACUGAAAAUACACAAUUACUUUGUAAUAUCUUGUGAAUUUGAUUUUACAUAGUUGGAUAUUAUGGGAAAUGUUUUACUUCUGAUCUACCCAUUGUUGAAAGUACUUCAGGGGAAUAUGCUUGGUGUUUUGUGAUAGAACUUUCAAAAAGGUGUGUCUUUAAAAAAUUUGUGUCUUUAAAAAUUAUAUAAAUACCUACAUUUCCUGAGCUGCUAACUUCAUUUCUUCACACCAGGAGAAAAUGAAGCUGGUAAGAAUUGCUGUCAAAUAUGCUGUGCUGGCAGUGGUGUGACAGCAGGCAGCUACCUGGGAUAAAGGUCAGAGAAUUCUCAGCUUUUUUUUUUUUUUCUUAAAUCAGAGAAUGACACCCAAAUUCCUUGUAGAGAUUACAUGAAAGAUCUUGUUCCACUUUCUGGAUGCAGUUUAUUUAUGGUACCUGAGCAGAUACACUAUUUUGGUCAAUUUUGUACUUGAGGGGAAAAGCUUGUUUUCAU